AAUCACGCGUGCGAGAGAUGCGGCGUUAUGGCGUCCUUAACGUAGAUGAUCAAUCGAUUUUUCUGUGAAUAGCAUUAUGCAAAUCGGGCUUUACGUACGGUGUGCAGUAACCAAAUCAACACGUAUACUUAAUAGUGUGUCCUGUGUAUCUUUCGUCUUCGGAGAGUCACUUGCAUCCACGUUCACGUAUCAAAAUUUUUUGCAAAAAAUAUUAACGGUGAGCAGCUACUAGUCGUAGUUGCAAUAUGUCUAUUAUCGAUAAAAUUUCUUACUACCAGCGGAAUUUAGAGAACUGUGAUAACGAGGAUCGGAUAUUACAUUACAUUUCGAAGCUAUAUAAAUUACCAGUGACGGUACAACAUCUUCAACAGACAGGAGUAGGAAGAACUGUGAAUAGCUUCAGAAAAUACAAUGGUACUGUGGGUGAUGCAGCUAAAUCUCUGGUUUGCAAAUGGAAGACUAUGGUAGUAGAUGAUACAGAUGAUUCCAGUGAUAGAGAAGAUGAGGAUGAAACUUGUGUAAUUGAUGCUCAUGAAAAUCAUACUGAUAUCCCUGAAUCUCCAAAACCAGAGGAUAUAGAAGAAGAUGAUUCUUCAUCCAAUCAAUCAUCAGAAUCAAAAUAUAUGCAUAGACGUAAGGAAAUCAAGAGUGAACUAUCUACAAAACAUAGUGUAGUGCAUACAUCCAAAUCUAAGUCAGAGGAAAAGCAAGAGAAGCAUGAAAAAAGUAGACAUUCUUCCAAACAUCAUUCACAUAGCGAAAGAAGGUCCAAAGAAUCAAAAAGCAGUAAAAGUAGUAUGACUAAAGAAACUCACAGCUCGACAAAGCAUAGCCAUAGCAAGAAUGAUGAUUCAAAAAAGGCUAAAGCUACUCAGAUUAAUGAGGACAAUAAUAAAAAGAGGAAAACAAGUGACUCCAGUUCUACAACAAAGGAAAACAAGAAAAGGAAAUUGUCAGAUAGCAAAAGUGAUGAUGAAAAACCUCAACUGUCUAUUUCAGAACAUAAUCGUUCUCAAUUAAAAGCUUCUGGAAUUCAGAUAGAGGUGAAAAUUAAAGUAGAAGAUGAACAGUUUUUAGCAUCUGAUAACAAGCAAGAUGUUAAACAGGAGAAAUAUUUACAGGGAAAAUCCAAGAGCAGCUCCAGUAAACUUAAGUCACAAGAAUCAGAUAGUAAAGCAAAGGACAGCAGUGAAAAACAAAAGCAUAAUAAAGAACAUACUAGUCAUAAGAAAUAUGAUGCAAAAAGUUUCAGUCAUCAUUCUAGCAAGGAAACUUCCAAAUUGAAAGUUAGUUCCUCUAGUAGUAGUAAUAGUAGUAGUAGUAGUAAAGAUUAUAUUAAGAGCAAAGACAAAGAUAAGAGAAAGGAGCACAAAGGGGAUAAAAGUAAAUACGAAAAGGAGACAAAAAUUAAAUUAAUACAGGAAAUAAACGGUGAAGGAAUAGAUUGCAAUUCUGGUGCAAGUUUUGCAGAAGCACUUGGUAUGUGUUCAAUGCCUCAACCAUCAAAAAAACGUCAGAGUAAUUCAUCCAGCACAAAUUCCAAUAAACCAAUUAAAGUAGAACGGAUCUCACCACCCAUUAAUAAUAGAAAGAUACUAACUGCGAAAAGUGAACCAGAAUGCAGCGAUGAUCCAAAAGCACCAUCCCUUUUAGCACCAAAUGUAAAGUUGGAACCGUUGAAUGUGGAUUUGGCAUCUACAUUACCUGAAAUUAGUCCGAAUUACAAGCCACUGCCAUACAUUAAUCCUAUACAACGCAAAGAAGAAGUCAAACCAGUCAAUGAUAUCAUUUAUGUAAAAAAUCAAAGAACAAAAGUGUAUUCUGGCAACAAAGUUGGUUACACAAGCGUGCCGACAUUAUAUGAAAUGUGCAUCAGAGUAUUAAUAGAAAAUAUCGAUGCACUCGAAUUUACUGGCGGCGUACCGUAUGACAUAUUAAAGCCGAUCCUAGAACGUGCCACGGCUGAUCAAUUAUUUAUGUUAGAACAUCAUAAUCCAUAUCUAGUAGAAGACACGGAUAUAUUAUGGCAAUAUCAUUGUAAUAGAGAAUUCAGAAAUAAUGAGAGACAGGAAAUGGAGUCAUGGCGCGAAAUGUAUAUGCGCUGCUUGGAUGAAAGAGAAGCAAAACUGAAAACACUCACCGCCAAUAUUAAACAAUCUAUAGACAAAUCUAUUCCAGUGAGAUCCACUAAACUUGCUUAUGUGGAUAAUGUCGUAAAACCGCCGCGCAAUGUAUUGAAAAAACAAGCAAAAUAUGGUACAGCCAAUGCCAUUCCUGCUACCGUUUCCAGUGUGAAGAAAAAGUUAACUAGCAGUGGUGCAAAUAACGCGACAAAUAUUGCUGUACCACCACCGCCAAUGUCCCGAUUUAAACCAUCAACAUCAAGCAUGAAAAAGACAAAAGCACCACUUAUGGCAAAGGCGUUGCAGUUAAUAAAAGGUCGUUACAAACGGUAGUGGUAGCAACUUCACGAAUCGUUGUUACAAAUCGUUAAUCGUUCAAUUCUAAUAAAUUAUACAUUCAUCAUCCUUUUAUAUUAUUUUAUUAUAAACUCAACACGUUCUCUGCCGCGUGAGGCGUAUGCGCCUGAAUUUUUUAUUGGAGCAGCGUGAUUUUAUAUGUUAACAUUAUCAUAAGAUAUUUCAUAAAAUCAUGUAUUGAUAUUGCUUAAAUAUUAUGUAUAAUUGUAGUUAUACAUAAUAUCACAUUGUGGAAACAUGAUAUAUUUAUUAUAUAAAUACCUUUUUCUUAACCUUUCGUUCGUACACGAUUUUUCGGCACUUAUAAUUAACCUGUACACACGACGUCAUUAAUGCUUAGCCAUCUUAAGUUAGCUGCGUUCUGGGAUUUCUAUAGUGCACAUAACACAUCUUAAAUAAAAAUGAAAAAACUGUUGACUUUUUCUUCAUAAGACGUUAUUGUCUUUACUUCAAAGUAAUAAAAAGAAACUGAAAAAAAUCAUGGAAGAUCUGUCAAUAUUGUAGUUACAACUUUAUUAUUUUGACAAAAAUUAUUUUUUUAAUGAAUUUUGAUGAUAAAUGAAGGAAAAAAACUGUUAUUUUAUGUCGGACGUUUCAGAUACAUUUAUACAAGCGAAAGGUUAAUAAUACUAAUAAUAAAUUUAUACAAUAUAUAUGUUGUAAGCAAAAUUAUUAUUCUCAAAAUGCGGAUCAUACACAUACGACUUACACAAUCUGAAUUGAAAUUUAUCGAAAAUUGGAUCGGCAGUAAACGUGUCAAUAGGCGUAUUCUGUAACUCUUAAUGACAGCUAGGGAUAUCAUUAGGUACGUGUCGUUGCGCAGCUUUUCUACUAUGUACAAUAUGUGCGCAACGACGCUGUAACGAUACCGAAUUGUCGUUAUGAAAUUAGAGAAUAGGCCUACAGUAUGACUUAUACAUUUUUUUGUUUAUUCGUAUUCAAUAGAUCAUAAAGCAAUUUUCAUUUUGUUAUACUCAUAGAUGAGUACAUGUAAAAAUAAUUGCAUGUAAUUAUACAGUCGUGUAAA
Solenopsis invicta (red fire ant) is the source of this 3507-nucleotide messenger RNA. RefSeq names its product transcription elongation factor B polypeptide 3 (gene EloA). Gene Ontology annotation, cellular component: nucleus; elongin complex. Gene Ontology annotation, biological process: transcription elongation by RNA polymerase II. The transcript is spliced from 8 exons. Bases 246 to 2456 code for a protein of 736 amino acids. NCBI's taxonomy places the organism in Eukaryota, Metazoa, Arthropoda, Insecta, Hymenoptera, Formicidae. The record is from RefSeq and is a predicted model, not a curated record.